This is a messenger RNA of Rhagoletis pomonella (apple maggot), 2077 nucleotides long. RefSeq names its product putative ATPase N2B. The record is from RefSeq and is a predicted model, not a curated record. Bases 257 to 1648 code for a protein of 463 amino acids. NCBI's taxonomy places the organism in Eukaryota, Metazoa, Arthropoda, Insecta, Diptera, Tephritidae. The transcript is spliced from 5 exons. Gene Ontology annotation, cellular component: mitochondrion; cytoplasm. Gene Ontology annotation, molecular function: ATP hydrolysis activity; ATP binding.
GUAAAGGUUUAUCAUUUGGCACAAACAAUUCGCGGUCAUCACGUCAGAAUUUAGGAAACUUUUUCGACCUCGAUCUUGAACUAGAACGUGCUGUCGUGAGCAAUAUUUUACAUAACGAUGAAGAGAUGACAAAGAAAUUCUACAUCAGACUACAACUAAUUAAAAUAUACACUUAACUAAAUUUCGCUGCAGUCUUAAAACAUUAAGUUGUCGCAUUGUGUGUGCCUCGUUGGUGAUUACAAAACAAAAGUGCAAAAUGAUGAAGGCAAUAGGCAUAAGCUCCCGUUUGAACCUUGGCGCUGAUUAUCAACAUGUACUUCUGGCACUACAUUCGCAAACCUUCGCUCAAAGGCGGCAUAUAAGCCCCUUGUCUGUGUACAACAAACGCGUUGAAAGCAAGGAAUUGAUGCCAGACACUGAACAGGAAGCGACUACGCAAAGGCUGGAAGCACUUUACAAUAGCAUACAGAGUUAUCGACCAGCUCAGAAAGCUACUGGCGGUGGGUUUUUAAGCUCUUUACUCAGAGGCGGUAGAAAUAAAAAUGGAGUGGAGUUAAAUGUAGGCGACGAUGUACCUCAGGGACUGUAUAUAUUCGGAAGUGUUGGCGGUGGUAAAACUACUCUAAUGGAUAUGUUCUUUGAUGCAUGCACUGACAUUAAAAAAAAGCAGCGUGUCCAUUUUAAUUCAUUCAUGACGGAUGUACACAAACGAAUACAUGUCACGAAAGAGCAAAGAGGGCCUGCUGACCGCGCCUUUAACACAGAAAGCCCAAUACCUUAUGAUCCCACACGUCCGGUAGCUGAUCAAAUAAUAGCGGAGUCUUGGCUUAUUUGCUUUGAUGAAUUCCAAGUGACUGAUAUUGCGGAUGCUAUGAUAUUAAAACGUUUAUUCACUCAUUUAUUUAACGAUGGCCUUGUCAUGGUAGCUACGAGUAAUCGACAUCCUGAGGAAUUGUACAAAAACGGUUUGCAGCGUAGCAAUUUUCUGCCUUUUAUCGAUAUAUUGCAGCACCGUUGCAAGGUUAGCGAAUUGAACAGCGGCAUUGACUAUAGGCGCAUUGCUCAAUCGGGAUCAACAAAUUACUUUGUCAAAUCGGAAACGGACGCUGAUGCCGAAAUGAAUCGCAUGUUCAAAAUUCUUUGUACACAGGAAAAUGAUAUUGUGCGACCACGCACCAUAACCCAUUUCGGAAGAGAUUUGACUUUUCAAAAAACUUGCGGACGUGUCUUAGACAGCAGCUUCAACGAGCUCUGUGAUCGCCCUCUGGCGGGGAGUGAUUACUUGCAAAUCGCACAACUUUUCCAUACAGUGCUGAUAAACGAUGUGCCUAAGAUGAAUUUAUUUAUUAAGAGUCAAAUGCGUCGAUUUAUUACGCUAAUUGAUACGCUUUACGAUAAUCGUGUGCGCGUGGUUAUCUCCGCCGAAACGCCGCUAGCAUCACUUUUUGACAUUACAGACAAGCCAGCAGGUCUAGCGGAUUCUGAGCGUACUCUAAUGGACGAUUUGAAUAUUCAACAGGGCUCUAAAGAAUCUACGGCUAAUUAUUUUACUGGCGACGAAGAAGCUUUUGCAUUCGAUCGCACAGUAUCGCGCUUAUAUGAAAUGCAAAAGAAGGAGUAUUGGGAGCAAUGGGCUAAGCAUCGUUGAAAAGUUUUGUAUAUUGUUCGAACAGCACACAACUUGGCCAGUGACCAUACAUGCAUACAUAUGUACUUAAUUUAAAUUUUAGUUAAAGACCAAAAACAUCAUUUUAAGUUAAACAAAUUUGCCAGGCUUUUUUGUAGUUUAAUGUACUCUGAUUCGAGUAUAUUUUAAUAUUUUUAGGCUCAAAGCUUAAAAUUAUUAUUUAUGUUGAUACACACGUAUGUAUAACUGCAUAUAUUUAAUUUGUUAGUCGAAGCAAACCCUGCCACAUAUUUAAAGAAAACGCUUUAAUAAUAGUAUUAUUCAGAAAAUAUUUAUUUGCUAAAGCAAUAUUAGCCAAUUUUAAGUAACUAAGAGAUAGCAAUUACUGUACAACGAUAAAAGCAAUAAAAUGUUCAUACAUACAUACACAUGUACAUAUGUAAAAAAAAA